Cyprinus carpio (common carp) is the source of this 3560-nucleotide messenger RNA. RefSeq names its product myotubularin-related protein 9. NCBI's taxonomy places the organism in Eukaryota, Metazoa, Chordata, Actinopteri, Cypriniformes, Cyprinidae. The record is from RefSeq and is a predicted model, not a curated record. Gene Ontology annotation, biological process: negative regulation of autophagy.
AAGAGGAUGAGUGAUAAUAUUCAACACUCUUCUACUUGUAGGACUCCUCACUCUCCCUCACAUUCACCCAAACCAGUAGGUGGCGAUAUUGAUUCAAAUUAGCUCGCGGUCAAAUCCAACAAAGGAGUGGAAACGAGGAAGUAGAGGUGUCAGGUUUCUUGUGCCUCUCAAAACAUCAUGGAGUUUGCUGAGCUGAUCAAAACCCCCCGUGUGGAUGGGGUGGUCCUCCACCGCCCCUUCAUGCCCACUGUGGAGGGAACUCUGUGUCUGACAGGACAUCACCUCAUCUUGUCUUCUCGCCAGGACAACACCGAGGAGCUCUGGCUGCUUCAUGCUAACAUCGACUCUAUUGAGAAAAGGUUUGUGGGAUCACUGGGAACUAUUAUUGUAAAGUGUAAGGACCUGCGGGUGAUUCAGCUGGACAUACCGGGCAUGGAGGAGUGUCUCAACAUUGCCAGCUCAAUUGAAGCUCUCUCCACGCUGGACUCUGUGUCCCUGAUGUAUCCGUUCUUCUACCGUCCUCUGUUUGAGGUCAUUGAGGAUGGAUGGCAGUUGUUCGUACCAGAGGAGGCUUUCAAAGAUCUGGAGUCUAUGACAGAUGAAUGGAGACUGAGUGAGGUAAAUAAAGACUUCAGCGUGUGCCCCUCGUACCCGUCCCUUCUGACUGUGCCCAAAGACAUCGAUGAUGAAAGUCUCUGCAAAGCUGCUUCCUUCCGUCACGGAGGCCGUUUCCCUGUGCUCAGUUACUACCACAAGAAAAACGGCAUGGUGAUGAUGCGAGCAGCACAGCCACUAACAGGAACCAAUGGACGCCGCUGCAAAGAGGACGAGAAACUAAUCAAUGCCACACUUUGCGCGGGGAAGCGAGGUUACAUCAUCGACACGCGGACUAUAGCUGUAGCGCAGCAGGCUAAAGCUCGCGGAGGAGGAUUUGAACAGGAAGCCAACUACCCUCAGUGGAGGAGGAUCCAUAAAGCCAUUGAGAGGUCUAAUGUUCUGCAGGACAGUCUGAUAAAGCUGGUGGAGGCGUGCAACGAUCAGUCGCACAGCAUGGACCGCUGGCUCAGUAAACUUGAAGCGUCCAACUGGCAGAGUAAGGUUAAGGAAAUCCUCACAACGGCCUGCCUGGCUGCACAGUGCAUUGACAGGGAAGGGGCGUCAGUGCUGGUUCAUGGCACAGAGGGCACUGAUUCAACACUGCAGGUCACGUCUCUCGCCCAGAUCAUCCUCGAUCCGGCUUGUAGAACCAUCCGUGGCUUUGAGGUGCUGAUUGAGCGAGAGUGGUUACAGGCCGGUCACCCGUUCCAGCAGCGCUGUGCACAGUCUGCAUACUCGAAUGGGAAGCCCCGAAGUGAAGCGCCUGUGUUCCUGCUCUUCCUGGACUGUGUGUGGCAGAUCCUGCGGCAGUUCCCUUGCUCCUUCCAGUUCAACGAGAACUUGCUGAUCAUGUUCUUCGAGCACGCCUAUGCCUCACAGUUUGGCACUUUCCUUGGAAACUGCGUGGCCGAGAGGGUGAAGCUGCAGCUGUCUCAGAAAACUGUUUCUCUGUGGUCGUGGGUGAACAGACCUCAGGAGCUGGAGCGAUUUCUCAACCCUCUAUAUGAGCCCAAUAACCUGGUCAUCUGGCCGUCUGUGGCUCCCCAAAGCCUGCUUCUGUGGGAGGGGGUAUUCCUUCGCUGGAAUCGCUCCACAAAGUGUUUGGACGAGGCCUGUCAGGAGAUGGUCCAUAUUAUAGAGUACAACAAGGAGCUGCAGAACAAAGUGAACAGCCUGCGCAGGCAGCUGGCCCAGCUCGAGACGGAGGAAAGCCCCCUGCAGACACCAUAGGACGUCAACAGAAUGGUAUCCUUCUGAUUUGCCAUCUCUGUCUUACCGAAAUAAGCCUCACGCACAUGUGUCUACACUCCUCUGAUCGUACUCUUUCUUUCUGUCUCCAUUGGUCUCCAAUCGAUUCUACUCUCUGGCCACUAGAUCUGCUGCUCUAUUAAUAUAUCAUUGUAGUUUUCUUCCUUUAACACUAUGCCUCACUUAUCCUUAUUAUGAUGUGUUUCAUGUAAAACACUUUAAACUGAUUAAGCAGGUUAUGAUAUGGAUGUCAUUUCAUUAGAGAUUGUACAUUGGUGCUUUGGUUUACAUGUUCUCAAAGAAAAGGGACUGCUGAUGUGCCAUGUUUUUUUUCUUUUUUCUUUAAAGUCGUGUGCCAUGAAGUGCAAUAGAAAACAUAAUUAUAAAAUAAAACAAAAGGGAAAAUAUUGGACUGACUAUUGGAUGCUGGAGAUACCAUUUGAAUCAAACACAGGUGGUUUACAUAGUCUUACGUGAUACCUAACUCCUUCCAGAGAGAAAAAAUGCCCAAAAGUGCUGUCCAAGAUGUAGAAAGAUUUGGAAAAAUGUAACAUUACAGCACUUGCACACUAGUGGGAUCCUCUGCAGUGAAUGGGUGCCAUCAGAAUGGGAGUCCAAAUAGCCGAUUAAAAACAUUACAAUCAAACACAAGCAAUCCACAUGCCUCUAGUUCAUCCCAAAAUACCAGUCCAUAAUCCAUAAUAAUGCUUGUGGAUUAUUUCUUUUUUUUUUUAUCAGCCUUUUGAACUCUCAUUCUCACGGCACCCAUACACUGCAGAGGAUGUAUUGGUGAGCAAGUUUUGCAAGUGUGAAGGAACUAAAAUUGUCUACAUUUUGGAUGGCCUUAGAGUGAGUACAUUUUCAGCAGAUUUGCAUUUUUGAGGGGAACUUUUCCUUUAAGAAAUUGCCAAAAGUGGCACUUUUUGCUUUACAAAUGCAAGAUUGUGUACAGGUAAUAUUCAUAUUUGUAUAAAGAUAUUUAGUAUAUAGUUUUAAAAUCCAGAUUUCUGUUAGAGAUAUUGUAAAUGUGAAAAUACAACCCUUGAAAAUCUUUGUUACAAAAUGUUUUUUUUUUUUUGUUGUUUUUUUUAAAUAUAUAUGAGAAAAUCUUUAUUAGAACACACACAGCAGUUGUUUAGAAACAUCUAAAAAUAAAGCCCACUGGGAUUAUUAGUUUCCGUUCUGCACAAAAGCAUUGCAUUCCCUCCGGUUCUCCACGAGUGACAUGAGCAUAGUCUGUACACAGAAGGUGUUUGUUGCAAAAUCUCAUGCAAGUCAUUUCACAUAUCAUUUAUGCAAAUAAAUCAAGAUAUAUAUGCUUAAUGUGCUGUUAAAGGUUUUUGGGUCCAUUUGUUUCAUAAAUAUCUGAAUAUUUAAAUCUAUUGUGUAGUGACUCCUGUAGCAUAUAUAGGUCAUUUUAAUAAUUCCACUGGGUUCUUGCCAUCAAAUAGACUCGGCUACAUUUUUGAAUGUGUUUUAGUUUAAGGUAGGUUUUGAUACUGGGGAUAGACAGUCAGUUGUUGUUGUUUUUGUUUGGGGUUUUUUAAUGCACAAUUUUUUUUAUUUCAUUCUGGCACUUCAGUAGCAUCAACUGACAAGCAUUAUUAAGAUUCACUGUAAAAUUGUCUGUACAGUGUCAUGCCUUGCUUUACAAAAUGAUCAAAUGUAUAACUGACGUAUGUUAUGUUCUGUGGGCAUUAAAUUUGUUUAAUGUA